CACCACGCCCACAGCUCGUGCCAGCACGCUAUGCAAGCUACGCCACUCUAUCCAUGGCGCGUCGCGACCCGCCUUCCCGUAUGUGAUACCCGAGUUACCGCGAGACGCGGUGGCGGAAGUCGCAGCGCUGCGCGCCUUACACGAGCGCGGUCGACGGCGACAGCAAGAGCCGUCAUGAGGGUUUUCAGUGCGGAGGAAGUGCACAGCGCGCUGCCGUACGAUGCGCUCAUCGAUCAUCUCCGCCUGGCCUUCCGCGCUUCCAGAAGCGGAGAUGGCAUCGCCGCGCCGCCACGCCAGCACUACAGCAUCGAGCGGCGCUGUGAGGACGACGGUGCAGAGGCUAAUAACGGGACGGAUGCUAGGUCUUGGGCGGAGCAUGAGGCAGCAGCAGGAGGAGCGGGAGUGGUGGGGGGAGAAGAAGGAGGCGCGGAAAGGGGAAGUGGAGGGGGGAAUGAAGCAGAGGGGAGGAGGCAAGCAGUGGGGACGCUGCUGGUGAUGCCGGCAUGGGACUCCGACCAUGACAUGA
Molecule: messenger RNA, 526 nt
Organism: Closterium sp. NIES-67
Lineage: Eukaryota; Viridiplantae; Streptophyta; Zygnematophyceae; Desmidiales; Closteriaceae
Source: the annotation of a GenBank genome assembly